AUGGAGCACUUGGUAUUGCAAGGCGACUCUUGCUUUAGCGUGUCUGAGACAGCGAGCUUGAGCGAGCGCAUCAGUCGCAUUUCGCCCGAGAUCACGAAAAUUAAAGGAAACUGGGUGUAUUAUACACAUCUUGGACGUCCAGAUAUCGAGACUGAGACUUUACUCAAGCGAUUGCUUCCCAACAUUCAGAAAAACCAUAAUGCGCGCAAAAGUAGCAAUCCUUUCUUACAAACCUUUCAUGUCACGCCGCGCAACCUUUCACCAUGGUCAUCAAAAGCAACAAGCAUUGCUGGUGUCUGUGGACUUGGUCAGACCGUGACUCGUAUUGAGAGGGGACGCAAAAUCGUGCUGGAAUUCAAGAGCGUGGCUGACGACAAGGCUGUUGAUGCUGUCAAGAACCUGCUCUAUGAUAGAAUGACAGAAACAUGGAGUACGGAGGAACCAAAUCUGAACAAAAUGUUUUCUGAGGAAAGCGCUCGUUUAUUGGAAGUCGUACCAAUUGGCCAGUUGAAGAGGUACAGCAAGACUCAUGGACUUGCUCUGGAUGAGUCAGAAAUCGAGUAUUUGACGGAAUCUUACCAUAAUUUGGGAAGAGACCCCUACGAUAUCGAACUCUUCAUGUUCGCGCAGGUGAAUUCCGAGCAUUGCAGACAUAAACAAUUUAACGCAAAUUGGACUAUUGAUGGCAUGUCUAUGGGUAAAAGCCUGUUCGGAAUGAUCAGAAAUACUCAUGCUGUGCACAAAAACCCAGAAUUUACCGUUUCAGCCUAUUCAGAUAAUGCUGCGGUACUAAAGGGGGAGUACGCAAGUUUCUGGGCACCCGACUACUCGACUGGAAGCUGGAAGCAGACAAAAGAGCGGGUUCAUCUUCUCAUCAAGGUCGAAACUCACAACCAUCCAACUGCGAUAUCGCCAUUUCCAGGAGCCGCUACGGGAUCGGGUGGCGAAAUUAGAGAUGAGGGUGCGGUUGGAAGAGGAUCUGCUCCUAAGGCGGGUCUUUGUGGAUUUUGGGUGUCGGAACUGCUAAUACCUGAUCACAAGUCUCCUUGGGAACUUGAUGUGGGGAAACCAGCGCAUUAUGCUAGCUCCCUUGAUAUUAUGCUCGAAGCACCAAUUGGUAGCGCGAGAUUCAACAACGAAUUUGGACGGCCAUGUUUACUGGGAGUUUUCCGAACACUUCUCACAGAAGUCGAUGCUGGAAGUGAUGGUCACGAGUUAUAUGGAUACCACAAACCAAUCAUGAUCGCCGGAGGCGUUGGUACUGUCAGGCCUCAAUUUGCACUAAAAAAUGGAUCCGAUGUGAAAUCAGGAGCUCAUGUCAUUGUUCUGGGUGGACCUGCAAUGUUGAUUGGACUUGGUGGUGGCGCUGCUUCAAGUGCUGACUCUGGAGAGAGCUCUGUAGAGCUGGACUUUAACAGUGUUCAGCGAGAAAACCCAGAACAAGAACGCCGUGCUCAGCAAGUCAUCAAUGCCUGUGUUGCUUUAGGAGAUGACAACCCGAUUGCUUUCAUCCACGACGUCGGUGCCGGAGGACUAUCAAACGCGCUUCCUGAGCUGGUUAAGGAUGCUGGAUUCGGUGGAGAGUUUGAACUUGCUCAAAUUGAUAAUGCGGAUCCAAGCAUGAGUCCAUUACAAAUCUGGUGUUGCGAGGCGCAAGAGAGAUAUGUUAUGUUGGUCAAUCCUGAUGGAAUCAACAAGUUUACCAGUAUUGCGAAACGCGAACGGUGUGGCUUCUCGAAUGUGGGGAGGGUUCUUUCCAAGGAUGAAAAUGGCAGAACGAGGUUAGUGGUAACGGAUCGGAACUCGAAGGAAUACCCAACACCAGUCGAUUUACCAAUGUCAACAUUGUUCCCUAAGAGCCGCACUCUAGAGCGAAUCGUCAAAUCACGGAAGUUAGGCCUUAAUCCUUUUGAUCCAUACAAAGCUCUUUCCGAAACAUAUCCCCAAAUCCCGGAGCACGAUCUGUUACGAAAGGCGAUUGAGCGCGUUCUCACUGUGCCAGCUGUCGGUUCCAAAUCUUUCCUCAUUACUAUUGCCGAUCGAAGUGUUGGUGGUAUGACUGUCAGAGAUCAAAUGGUUGGACCAUGGCAAACACCUCUAGCAGAUGUAGCUGUGACAGCAACUUGCUUGGGGGAUAAAAUCAAGACUGGAGAAGCAAUGGCGAUGGGUGAGAAGCCACCACUAGCCCUCAUUUCACCAGCAGCAUCAACGAGAAUGGCCGUUGCGGAAAGUUUGCUCAACAUUGCUGCUGCGCAUCUUCUCGACGAUUUACCUCGAGUGAAACUCUCAGCGAACUGGAUGGCAGCUGUCAAUCACACAGGAGAAGGUGCGGCUCUAUACGAAGGUGUAAAGGCUAUUGGAAUGGAAUUGUGUCCAGCACUGGGUAUAAGUAUUCCAGUAGGCAAAGACUCGACAUCGAUGAAAGCUUCGUGGACGGAUUUGGAAACAGGCGACAAGAAGGCAGUGACAGCACCUAUGUCUGUCGUCAUAUCGGCUUUUGCACCAGUCGAGAAUAUUCGAAGCACGUGGACUCCAACACUUCAGCGAAUUGAGGAUGUUGGCGAGACAAUUUUGAUGUACGUCGAUCUUGCUCAAGGCCACCAAGCUCUGGGUGGAUCUGCCUUGGCACAAGCAUUUGGCCAGUUAGGAAAUGAGGCACCAGAUGUUAGAGACACCGAUCUUAUCAUCGACUACUUCGAUGCUGUCAAACAGUUACACGAGUCGGGGAUUGUGCUAGCAUAUCACGAUGUUUCUGAUGGUGGUUUACUCACCACCAUUGUGGAAAUGAUGUUUGCCGGUCGAUGUGGCGCUGAAUUGAUGAUUGAUGGUUUCACAAAGAGUUCUGCGGUCACAGAUGUAUUAAGUUCCCUUUUCAAUGAAGAAUUGGGAGCAGUUUUCCAGGUUCGAAAAUCAGAUGAGACCAAUUUCUUGCGAUGUUUCGCAACAUGCGGUCCACCACCAGGAUUGGUACGAAAGAUUGGUCGAGUCCCAUCCGCCUCGAAGCAAAAGCUUUCUAUCCGCUAUGGACAGCAAUCUAUUCUACACAUGGAUCGUGCUGAGCUCCAACUCUUAUGGUCCACAACCUCAUAUCGAAUGCAACGAUUAAGAGACAACCCAGAAUGUGCUGAUCAAGAGUACGAAACUAUCAGAGAUGACCACGAACCUGGAUUACACUACAAACUUACUUUUGAGCCCAAAGAGAACAUCCUGCCUCUUACCGCAACAAUAUCGUCAGCUUUUACCAAGCCACCGAGAGUUGCCAUUCUCAGAGAGCAAGGUGUCAAUGGUCACGCUGAAAUGGCAUACGCCUUCAAAGUUGCAGGUUUCGAUGCCAUUGAUGUCCACAUGAGCGACAUAAUCGACCAUGGCAGUCUUGAAAACUACGUCGGCAUCGCAGCCUGCGGUGGUUUCUCCUACGGAGAUGUCCUAGGCGCCGGUCGCGGCUGGGCAAAUUCCAUCCUCAUGAACCCACACGCGCGAUCCGAAUUCCAGAAGUUCUUCGCCAGAACAGACACUUUCACCCUCGGUGUCUGCAACGGCUGCCAAAUGCUUUCGCAACUCACCGAACUCAUCCCAGGAACCACACACUGGCCGACUUUCGAACGAAACCGCAGCGGCCAAUUCGAAGGCCGAGUCGGAAUGGUCAAAAUCCAAGAUAACACCAAAACCCCCUCCGUCUUCCUCCACGGCAUGCACGGCUCCUCCCUCCCCAUCGUCGUCUCCCACGGCGAAGGACGCGCCCAAUUCAAGAGUCCUGCAGACCUAGAAGCAAUGAACGCGGAUGGCCUCCUGCCCAUCAGAUACACGGAUACCAGAGGUCACGUCACCAGCAAAUAUCCGGCUAAUCCCAAUGGAAGUCCCGAGGGUAUCGCGGCGGUUAGGAGUUUAGAUGGACGGGUCCUGGCGUUGAUGCCGCAUCCUGAACGUACUAUCAUGGCGGAUGUGGGCAGUUAUGUGCCGAGGGGUAGGGCGGAGGAGUGGGGGGAGUUUGGACCUUGGGUUCGGAUUUUUAGGAGUGCGAGGAGGUGGGUUGGGUGA
Glarea lozoyensis ATCC 20868 is the source of this 4038-nucleotide messenger RNA. RefSeq names its product Class I glutamine amidotransferase-like protein. Lineage: Eukaryota; Fungi; Ascomycota; Leotiomycetes; Helotiales; Helotiaceae. Gene Ontology annotation, molecular function: phosphoribosylformylglycinamidine synthase activity. The record is from RefSeq and is a predicted model, not a curated record. Bases 1 to 4038 code for a protein of 1345 amino acids. Gene Ontology annotation, biological process: 'de novo' IMP biosynthetic process. The transcript is spliced from 3 exons.